CCUUCCACGUGGUACAAUCUUAUCCUUUCAACCCCUCAUCACUUCCGAUCACCCCACCAAACCCAAUCACAGAUCGUCCCUUCACAAAAAAGCGCGGGAAAACGAAAAAAAGCCAAAAAAAUAAAGAUAUAUAUAUAAAAAUUCCGACACGCGAACCAUUUCACGGCUCUCCACGCAGGGUGAGAAGGAAGCCGAGCUCGUCGUCCGGACUCUCAUUUCGUUCUCGUUUUUCCUUUCUUCCUAUGGCGCCAAGAAAGAAGGCUGAAGAGACGAAAUCGACGUCGUCGGAGAAGCCAGCGACCAGGAGGUCGGCUGGGAUGACUAGGAGCACAGCUAAGCGAUUCAAUGCGAAGCUGACUGAGUUACCGACCGAGUCGGGAAAGAAUAGAAAGCAAGAGAAAGCAGCAGAGAGUAAGGAGAAGAAGGUGAAGACUCAAGUGAAAGAAGAAGCGGAAACUAUGACUACGUCUUCCUCGGAGGCUGAGGUGGAAGGUAAAGCGGAGGAAAUUAAAGAAGAAGAACCGGAGGCCAACGAGGACGGAACGAAAGAAGAAGAUGCUAAGGAAGAGACUCUUGCUGGUGAUGCAGUUCCUAAGACUAUUGUGAUUGAACAUUGAUGCUGCUUUUGGAUAGCGAAUUGUUGGCAUUAAGAGAAUCGGACUCCAUAAGAGUAUUGGUGUUCUGCGUUGAGGCAUGGUCAGACAAGCUACCAUUUUCUACCUUCGUGUGAUUGCCUUAAGCCUAUUGGACAGCAAAAGAGGCGUAAGAGCCUGCCAUCAGAGCCAAGACUCGAUUAGCUGUGGUACUGAGGAGGAUUGUAAAACAAUACACAUCGUUAGAUAACCAAUCACAAGAAGAAUUACUAGCAGACCUUGCAAAUAUUGCAAUAGAGUGCAGAGAACAUAACUAACC
Messenger RNA from Populus nigra (black poplar), 912 nucleotides. RefSeq lists its product as uncharacterized. Lineage: Eukaryota; Viridiplantae; Streptophyta; Magnoliopsida; Malpighiales; Salicaceae. Bases 243 to 617 code for a protein of 124 amino acids. The transcript has 2 exons. The record is from RefSeq and is a predicted model, not a curated record.